UUUGUCAAUGACGUGUGCCGAUUCUUGACAGCAGAAACACUUAUGGCAGAUAGAGGAAAUAAAGACUCUACACCUCCACCACUUCUACUAAUGCCUGCUGGAGGGGGUUUAACCCUUAAUCCUCCUGAUAAUCAGAAUCUUCUGAUGCCCGUCGUUCAAAGUGAACCUUCACUUCUAGAUUCAGGAACAACUUCACAAGAUGAGUCAAACACAGAUGACCAAGAAGAAGAAGGAGAAGCAGACAGUUUUGUUGGACAAGUACCAGAGCCUAGUAAUAAUCCAUUCCAGAAUGUUGGUGGUUCAGACCCCUUUGCCAAUGUAGGACACAACCCUUUUCCUACAAAACAAAUACCCAGUUCAAUACCACAAAGGUUCAACACUCAGACUCCUCCCCAGAGAUCUAGUCCAGGACCAGGAGGACAAAUGGGAACACCUGGUCAAUUUCCUGGUAUGGGAACACCUGGCCAGUUACCUGGUAUGGGAACACCUGGCCAGAUAUCUGGGUUUGGAACACCUGGACAGAUACCAAGACAUGGUGGGCCACCUUCUGCAGGUUCUACACCAAAGAAUGCUUUUAGGCGACAGGAUGCUGGCAAAAUGAAAUAUGCAAUGCCACCAGAAACAUUAACUCCUGUCCCCAACAUGUUUCAACAACCACCAGGAGCACAGAGAUUCCCAGGGCCAACAUCAAAUCCCCUACCCCCAUCACCAUUCACACCACCAGUGGCUCAAGUAGCACCAACAAUGUCUACAUCAUCAGGGUACAAUGUGGAAUUUCAAGGGGGCUUUAAUGGUCAACAACAACCUGGGUUCAAUGGUCAACAACCGUCUGGGUAUUACAGUUCAUCACAGCCUGCUCCAUAUAAUACAGGGGACCAGGGUAUUUAUCAACCAGUUACUCCACAUUGGUGUUACAGUAAGAGAGUGGAACUAAAGGAAUGUUGGUAUACAUUUUCACUGGUGGACAGUAUAAAACUAGAGGAAGCUUACAAUUCUGGUAAUGACACAAUAGAUAUACCAACUGAUGGGGGAAGAUAUGAUGUCAAUAUAUCACAGAGGACAAAGAAAGCUGUUUAUUGGGAUGAUAUGCCAUCCUCUGUACGCAGGUGUACCUGGUUCUUUAAGAGAGAAUCUGACAGUAGAUAUGUGCCUUAUGAAGAACAGUUUGCCCAGCAGAUUGAGAAUGAAUACAGAAAUGCAGUGUUAAAUAAUACAUGGCAUAAAAGGCUGGAGUUCCCUGGUGGUGAGACAAUAGUGAUGCAUAAUGCCAAUGUGAUUGUUCAUUUCACAGCGUCUUCACAGCCAGAUGAGUGGGGAAUGGUCCAGGGCAUGUCUCCUAUGGUGGGAGAAGGAAUGAGACCAAGAGUAGUAAAAAGGGGUGUAGAAGAUUUUGCAACAAUUGAAGAUGGAGAACCAUCUCAAGUUGACCAUGUGGUAUUUGUUGUGCAUGGUAUAGGAAAAUUCUGUGAUGUUAAAUUUAGAAAUAUUGUGGAAUGUGUUGAUGACUUCCGUUCAAUAUCACUAGAAUUACAGAAGAGCCAUUUUAGGAAGUAUAAGGAUGAGAACAGAAUUGGCCGAGUAGAAUUUCUCCCUGUUCUUUGGCAUUCUGUGUUACAUGGAGAUGCCACUGGAGUAGAUCAGCGGCUGAAAGCUAUAACUUUACCAAGUACUCAGAAACUUCGUAACUUUGUAAAUGAUACUUUGAUGGACAUUCUGUUUUAUACCAGUCCAGUUUAUGCACAGUGUAUAGCAGACACAGUUGGUACUGAGAUGAACAGAUUGUAUCAGCUGUUUUGUAAUAGAAAUCCCAGCUUUCAAGGAGCAGUGUCUGUGGCAGGGCAUAGUUUAGGCUGUUGUGUAUUAUUUGACCUACUUCUUCACCAGAAGGAUGAAGAUAUAGAAGAAACUCACACACAGGAUCAGUAUGCCCCUCCAACACAACCAGAAGUCAUACAACCUGUAGAGACAUUGAAUGGAGAGGUAGAAGAAGACACUGAAGAAGAAUCAGAGAUGACGUUAGAAGAUCUCCUGGCUAAAGUUGGGCUCAAAGAGAAAGUACAGGUGUUUAAAGAUGAACAGAUUGACAUGGAAGCUCUAACGAUGUGUAGUGAAAGUGAUCUUAAAGAUCUGGGUUUACCUAUGGGGCCAAGGAAGAAACUUCAGGGUAUUCUCAAGGAAGAACAACAGAAAAAGAUAAACAAGAAACAAUCAGCAGAUAAAAAGAAGAAAUCAGAAGAAGAAAGGAGAAUUAGACAACAGAUAGAACAGGAAAUGCAUAAACAACAAGAAGCUAGUCAACAAAGUAAUCCUCACAGAUCGUCCAGUAUGACUGUAGAUUAUUUAUUGGGAUCUGCAGGUACUGGUCAACCAUCUGUUAAAUAUCCUCAGUUAGACUUCCAGCCAAAUUCACUGUUUGCUUUUGGUUCACCUAUUGGUAUAUUUCUAUCAGCCAGAGGAGUACAGAACAUCGGGGAAGAUUUCAAACUACCAACCUGUCCAAGAGUAUUCAAUGUAUUUCAUCCAUUUGAUCCUGUUGCCUAUAGAUUGGAACCUCUAGUCAAUGCAUUUACUUCCGGUGUUAAACCUGUGUUAAUUCCACAUCAUAAAGGCAGAAAAAGACUUCAUUUAGAACUGAAAGAAAGUUUAACGCGAGUAGGAGCAGACAUAAAACAUAAGAUAAUGGAAUCAUUGAAGAGUACAUGGAACUCUAUAAAUGAAUUUGCCAAAGCACACAAAUCUUCUCAGUUAUCAUUAGAAGAACAAGUAGAUUCUCAGAUGUCUUCUGUCAUGCAUGACUUAGACGAUGACAAAUCUGAUACAGCUUCUCAAGUGUCAAACUAUGAAGAUGACAUGGUAGUAGGACAGUUAAACGAAGGUCGUAGGAUAGACUAUGUCUUACAGGAACGACCUAUAGAAAGCUUUAAUGAUUAUAUAUUUGCAUUAACUAGUCAUGGAUGUUACUGGGAGUCAGAAGACACAGUUUUAUUAGUGUUAAGAGAAAUAUAUGGACCUUUAGGAAUGAUGCCACAAAUGCCUGGACCAGAUUCAUCUAAGAACAGUUUUCCCUCAGGACCUCCACAGCUUCCUUUAUACAAUAAACCACAGAGUGGUGUUGGACCACCUCCUCAAUUCACACAAGCAGUGCCCCCUAUGGGACAUACUACUAGUGUUCCUCUUAUGUCAGCUGGACUGCCUCAGUCUCAUGAUGAUAGACGAAUGUCUGCACCUCCACCACCCAGCCAUCAUUUUGGUCCUCCUCCAAUGCAAGGAUUUCUUAAGAAAUAAUUUAUUGAAAUAACGCUGUGAUGUUUUUAUUAUUGGUUAAAAGGUAACUGGAAAAUGUUGCUGGAAAAGAUACUGUUUGUUAGUGAUAGUUCUAAUACCGAAUACACUGUAAUAUCUGGCAUUCACAUAAUUUGCCAUAUAUUUUCAAACAUUUGUAAAUAAUAUAUGACAUGUUUUUUUUUAAAACGGAACCCUAAUUAAAUGUGCAAAAAAUUUACAAGGUAGAUGAAGUUUAUGGUUUUAUUUAUUUUGGUAAUCUGUUAUCUGUAAAUUAUUUCCCAGUUUUAUGUUGGUUUUUGAGGCAUAAUAUUGGAAUAAUAAAGUUACCUUGGUAGCAAGAAUUCAUACAAUUGAUGAAUUUAUAUUGGUGGUAAGAAUAUAUUCACUUUAAGUUACACCUACAAUUUUGAGAUAAAUUCAAGAAACUCAUAUUCAGUGAAAUUAUUUGAUAAAAUUGCCAUGUGUAACACAUGGUAUGUAUUCCUGAAUUGAACUGAAAUACUAGUAUGUGUCAUUAGAUUUUUAUUCAUGUCAUGUCAAAUCUGUAAAGAUUUAUUGUUCAUUUUAACAUUGUUUUAAGUUGGUGCAAUAUGUUUUCAUGGUUAGCAUGAUUAGUAUAUAUAAUAUGGAGGUUUAGCAGCAUUAUAACAUUUUUCAGUGAAAUCCUGCUUCAAAAUAAUUUCUCUUGAUACAUUUACAUAUAUAUUAAAUUUUGUGAAUGUUCAUCAUUUCUACAUUAGUCACUGGGUAUAGCCACCAAUAAUUUUCCCCUGCAUGGUAACCAUGGGUGCAUUUCAAAUUUAUUUUUUAAAUAAACCCCUCUUUGAAAACAUAAGCAUUUAAUCUGCAUUUUAUGAUGUAUAAGAAUUUCUGAAUAUUUCCAGCAUGGUGUCAUACAUGUCAUAGUUUAUUUUUGGUUUCCCAUUUACCAAUCAGUUCUGUUUAAAGGUUAUUAUUUCCUUUGUUUUUCUACUGUUUUCUGUUGUAAUGGUAGAGCAUUAUUUUUAUUUAACAUUCCAGUACUAUAGUGGUAUCAUUCUAAAAAAUUGAAAGGUUUGUUUUUGUAGGAAAUCAAGAGUUUUAGUUUAAGUUAUAGACAUUUAAUUGAAUAUCUACAAAAGUGGUGGUUGUCUUUUAAAUAUCAACCAAUAUUCCUAUUUACUAAUGGUCUUUUGAUUGUUAUGUAUAUUUAUUAUAAAUUAAGGUUGUGGUUAGGGAAAGGGCUCAGCAAAAGAUUUAAGUGCAAGUUUAAAAAUGCUCAUCUAGUUUUCUUCUCCUACUCUACAACAUCUAGUACCACGAAGGAAAAGAUAUGAUUACUAGUACCUUCUAGUAAAUACAUACUAUUUAUUUCUGAUAAAUUCACAGUAUCUAAUUAGUCUCUGAGAAAGGUUGUCUCCUGUACAUAAACCAAUAUUCCUUUUCCCCCAAAGGACUUAGUUUGAACAUGUUAUAUAUGUAUUUGUACUAAAGUAAGGUUGUGAGAGGAUUGAGCAAAAGAUUUUUAGUGAAAGUUUGAGAAUGUUUCAUUGCGUAAUAAAUAGAUAUUAAAUAUGAAAUGCAUUAUAAAUGAAAUUUGUGGUAUAUGCAUGAUAUUUGUUAUAAAUGUUUGAGUGAAAUGUACCUGGCAAAUAUUAUGGCAAGACCAUAAUCUAUCAUUGAAAAAUUACAAAAAUAAGGGCAAUUCUAUUAUACAUUCAUUAAAACAGAAAUAUUGUAUCAUUAAACUAUUAAAUCAUGACAAAUACAAUAUUUUGCAUUUUCUCUCUGAUAUUGGCAUUAAAGAGGCUUACUUUUACCAACAAGAAAUGACUCAUUAGUUUAAAUUAUCAUAACUUUUUUCCAUAACAUUUCAAAUUAGUAUGACUGGUUUAAAAAAGGGCAAUUUAUAAAAAAACUUUCUUAAGUCAACAUGAGCAUGGAUGUGUUUAAAUUAUUUAUUGUCUCAACUAAGGAAAGAGGAAAAACAACUUAGGGAGGUCAAUUGUCCUUUCUAUCAUUUUGUACAUUAAGUGACCUUUUCUUACACUGGAAACCUUUUAUAUCCUCCUUUUCAUAACAAGACUCUGUAUGCAUGAACUCCAAUCCCUUCAGGUAUUGCUGAAAAAGUUUUUUUUCAUGUGCAUGUCAUGAUUUUGAGAAUGAAUUAAUUCCCCAUAUCCUUUCUUUUUUCUUUUCUUUGAAUUCCCUGGAUUAAACAAAUGAUACAAAACAUUGAAUGUUUUGAUUGUUAAAGGUGUGUCUUCAUAUGUCAACAUUUUAAGGUGUAUAUAAGUAUAAAUUAUUAAAAUUUUAAUGGUGCUGUA
Messenger RNA from Mytilus californianus (California mussel), 5591 nucleotides. Its product is annotated as phospholipase DDHD2-like. Bases 43 to 3285 code for a protein of 1080 amino acids. NCBI's taxonomy places the organism in Eukaryota, Metazoa, Mollusca, Bivalvia, Mytilida, Mytilidae. The record is from RefSeq and is a predicted model, not a curated record. Gene Ontology annotation, cellular component: COPII-coated ER to Golgi transport vesicle. The transcript is spliced from 22 exons. Gene Ontology annotation, molecular function: metal ion binding; protein binding.